AUGGACCUUCUAUACGCGAAGGCCAUGGCUGGACUCUCGGAUCUGCGUCAAAAGCUCGACGAACAAGACAGAUUGAUCUCUAUUCUAGUGAAUGGCCAGGAAACAGUAACCCCAUCCACGAAUACCACUACGCAUGAAGGCGAUUCAGAGCUAGAUAUGGCUUCAGAUUUUGGAUCAACAUUCGAUAUAGCUUCAAGCGCUGGAUCUAGCGACCUAAGUGAUGAUGAAAUUCAACACGCGGUGCAACCUCCUCGGGAGAGAUUUCUCUCGACCUUCGCUGACUUGGCCCCUCGCUUACUGGGAGAGGUAGUAGCAGCCAUAGUCGAGUGGGCGGAAGCGGAGAGGCUGAUGGAAAUCGAGGAGGUGCUAUAUAUCGCAUCACUAGCACGUUGCAACUGCCAGGAUAUUACUGAACCAGUUCAGAAGUGCUGGGGUUGUGACUAUAACAUUUGUCAAAACUGUAACUUUGGCCUUAAUAUCAUCCAAGAAUGCGAAAAAGUGGACAGCACCAGGGAUGCUUCAUCAAAGGGCCAUCGGCGGGCCGAUACGCUUGCGGCAAGAAGGAUUAGAAGCUACUGUGGCGAUACGGCCUGUUGGGAAAACACGGAAGCAUGGAGAGAAUCCGGCAUCUGUGACUGCGCAGACAUGCUAUAUAAUCCUAAUAGCAAGCACAUCGGCCAAAUUUGCCAUUGCUGUUAUGACGGGCUGAUUAAAUGCCUUAUGCAAUGCAAUAUGCGGGCAAUACCCGAUUGGGCCCCGCGAAAUGGGGAGGAUAUAGAGCCGCCCAUGGAGUAUAUUUGCCACUGUGGCAAGCCAGGAUCAAUUUUAUAUACUCCGGAGAUCGUUGGGGGAGUCGCGCCUUAUGGCUCCGGCCAACGAUGGUGCAAGCUCCGUGGUAAGGUGUGCGCGGCAUACACCUUGAAUAAAAGCCCACCACAGGUUGCCAACCAUCGGUUGGUAAACUCAGGCAUAGAGGGGGUGCUUGGAGUUAUCAGGACCGAUGGGACCAGGUGGUGUGGUUCGGAGAACUCGUUCUCACCAUGGUUCUUCGUUGGACCAGGGCAAGCCCAGUGA
Messenger RNA from Venustampulla echinocandica, 1074 nucleotides. RefSeq lists its product as uncharacterized. The record is from RefSeq and is a predicted model, not a curated record. The transcript is spliced from 3 exons. NCBI's taxonomy places the organism in Eukaryota, Fungi, Ascomycota, Leotiomycetes, Helotiales, Pleuroascaceae. Bases 1 to 1074 code for a protein of 357 amino acids.